UCGAAGCGACGUCGGCGACGACGACGUAAGCGACAUCUCACCCCGUAUCGUUUCCUGGGGGUUGUGACAAGCAGCUCUUCUCCAGGCCGUCACGGCCGCUCUCGGGACCGAUCCCCGUUCCGUAUACCUCGCCCGUGCCCUCGCGAACGUCGUUGGCGAUGGCCGACAGCGAGUUCGAGGAGUUUCGGCACUACUUCGAGAGGCUGCCCCAACACCUGAAGGCACCGCUCUCCAACUACACGCUCGUACACGAUGUGAUGAUCGAUGAUUCGCCGACGUCUUCGCAAGGGAGCGACGGAGAGGUCGGCAGAUCCUGCGACGUCGUCACCGGCGACUCCGAGGACGAGGAAGUCGUCGUCAUCCAUCGGCACGACAACCAAAGCGGGCACACCACCCCCGAUGAUAGCGAGGAGCUAAAUCAUCAUUGCUCGAUCAUAGCUGACAGCGAUUUUAGGUUGGUAACGUCAUCUUCGCGAAGAAUUAAAAUAGGCAGCAUGAAAAAUGAUAGUUUAGCUCACUAUACGAUUGCCUUGGAUGACAUUAGCUUGUUCGGUGGACUGAGCAGCAGGGGUCGAUCGGUAGGCGGUGGCGGACCAGGACCGGGCGGGGGUGGUACUACCGUAUCCGGUAACGACGGCCGGGAUAGUGUCGUCAGCGAUGUCGGCGAUUCGUGUUCCAGUUUGAGCUCCUGGCCUACGCCGGAGCACGUGCCGUCGAAUCGACCCGGAAGCGGCGGCACCGAGCGCAGACGUAGAAGACUGCCGGAAAUUCCUAAAAGCAAAAAAUCUUUGCCCACGUGCCAGACGUCGACCUCGCUGGCAGACGAGUUGAGUGCCGCCACCGGCUCGACAUCGGCCCGACCUCAUCUUGUCUUAAGGAAAUGUCAUCCCAGACUCCGUCACGAGGACAGUUCGCCCGACAGCGAGAGGAUGGCCACCGACAGCGGUCAUUCUACCGCUCAUUCUCCUGAUAACGGCCCCAAGAGCGUGUCGCCCAUACCAUGCAAUACCUUGCAGAACACGGACUCGGUGUCGCCCAGCAGCACCCCAGGAAGCGGAGGCGUACCGUUCACCCAACUGGAACUGCUCGAGGCAACGCAUCGAGGCCUGCACAAGUUCAUAUCGCGACACCAUGACGAAAUUGAUCUUGAAAUCGGAGACCCCAUAUACGUGCAAAAGGAGGCCGAUGAUCUCUGGUGCGAAGGCGUGAAUCUGAGGACGGGCCGACAAGGCAUCUUUCCGUCGGCUUAUGCGGUCGACAUGGACUACAGUGACUUCGAUCCCACCGCGCCCAAAGUGAAGAGAGAGAGAUAUCUCCUGGGUUACCUGGGCUCGGUGGAGACCCUGGCGCACAAGGGUACAGGAGUGGUUUGCCAGGCGGUGCGGAGAAUCCUUCGCAACUCCUCGCAAGAUCCGCCUGUCUCGCAGAGCUGCAUCUUGGAAGUGUCCGAUCAGGGGCUUCGAAUGGUCGAUAGAAGUAAACCGCGAAAAAGUCAAGGUCCUUGUCACGAUUAUUUCUACUCGCUGAAGAAUGUAUCGUUCUGUGCAUUUCACCCUCGCGAUCAUCGCUACCUCGGCUUCAUCACGAAGCACCCCACUCUGCAGAGGUUCGCUUGUCACGUGUUCAUCGGUCAAGAAUCCACAAGACCCGUCGCCGAAGCUGUCGGACGCGCUUUUCAUCGGUUCUACACGAAAUUCAUCGAGACUGCUUUCCCGAUAGAGGACAUCUACAUUGAAUAAAUUGCUCUCAGUCUGACUUAUAGUGGCCACGGAGAAAAUGAUACAUCUCACUUCCUCCCCCUUAUCCCCUGUAUAUAUUGCCCGUUAGUUGUAGAUAUAAAAUAAUAAACGCGAAUCAAACACCCAAUUUAUACAUAUAUUGAAUAUAUGUAUAUCUAUGUAUACCUAUUGUGUACGGAGCAUUUUGGGAAGCGUCACGACGAGCUCGAGCUUCCGUUAACAGUCUAUUCUCUCGUUAUCCAUUUUUCCUUUUAUUCGUCGUUUAUUAUCAAUUUCUUUCAAUUUCGUGCGUGUGAUCCAAUACGAUCCUACGUACAUCGAACAGCGGGAAGAAAUUAUAUUUAUUAAAUAACACUAAGUAGACGAAUUACUUUUAUUUCACAGGCAUCGUAUUGGCUGAAAUUGAUGAUAUUUUCAUAUCGAAUUAAAAUAUAUUCUUAAUACUUCUCUUAGUUUCUGCUAAUAAAAUAAUGGCAGAAUCAUACAAACGUAAAAUUGACUGAGUGAAUGAAGAUAGAUGCUGAUGCUUUAAUAGUCGAUAAAAAUUGAUCUAUUUUCAAUUGCGAAGUUUCAUUGCCGAAAUUAUAUUUUUUCACAAUUGAAAACAGAACGACUAUCUUAACCGUUUAACCGCCAAUGUUCCUAAUUAGAAAAGUAUCAUUUUUGACAUAAACUUGAGUAAAAUAUUUUACUUGUUAAAAAUAUAUGUAUUAAUUUUAAAAAUAAUAAAAAUAGAAAUAUUACAAGAGAUUUGUCAUUUACAGUACUUUCUAAAUUUCAUUGAAACAGUUUUUAUUAAUCAAAAGUAAACAUAAAGUUAAAAAUGAUUAAAAUUUUAAUUCCAACAACAAUUAAAUACGGUUAAAUGGUUAAAUAUCACGAUCCAUCGUAUUAUCGAAAGGUAUUACACCUUUUUGACUAGACUUCGUGUUUAAGGUUGGAAGAGAGCACGAUAUAUAGAAGAAGACUUCGUUAAAGAUCCUCUAAUAAGCAGAUUUGGUAAUCAAUAGCAAAUUAAUUCCUAAAACCCCGAUUUCACGACCAAGUUAAUCCGCUUAGUGAUGCGUAGAAAAAGGGAGUACGACAAUAGAGAAUGAGAGAGCGUUGGGUCAUUUGGAGUUUAGCGAGAGAUCGUAGCAGAGAGAUCGAGCGAUUUGGGGAAGAGAAGUGACGCUUUAACUUUCGGCGCGUAUCGAUUGUGCUUCUUGCUGAUGGCGUUUUUCAUCCUAGCAACAAAUAGUCAUCUAGAACGAUCUUCAAACUGUAUUGUUCUUAUUGUUAGAGAACGGCGAGGCCCACGCGCGUGGGCGCGCCGCUAUUUAGAAACUCGUAUAUUUUUCUAUUUUUCUUUGCGGCAGAGAGAGAGAGAGAGAGAGACUCAACUCCGAUCAUAAGUUUUACUGUACGAGACAAGUCCCCCCCUCUCAAAAGUUUGUACUCUCGAAUCUCCGCGCGACCUGCGUGAGGAAAGAAAAUUAACGUUAUCGAAACGCACACGGGCUUCUGCAUUCGAAGUAUCAUUAAUUGCGCUGCGUCGCAACGUUUUAACAGUGACUUUAUACGGCUCUCUGGUGAAAAAAUUUUUCAUAUUUUCUCAGUUUUGUAAUAAUUGAGACUUGUGAAAAAUUUAUAAAAUUUCUCAAAUAACUACUUUUAGAAAUAAUUUUCGGAAUAUUUCAAUAUCUGUAUGUAUGCAAACUUCUGAUAAAUUACACAGAUUUUCUCAUAUUUAUUCAGAUUUUUACAAAGAUAUGUUGGAGGGAAAAGUCUAAAAUAUUUUAUUCUUAAUUUGCCUACAUUUUCUUUAAAAACGUUCCAAUUUGCGUAUAAAAAAAUCGAAAAAAUUCUGAGCAUUCUGAAAAUUUUUAUGGAAAUUCUAAUUAAUAAUAUGAAAAAUUCUGAGAAAUUUUCCCACCAGUAGGAAUAUGAACCAAAUUGCAAGUACGCGCAGCAUCGUUGCCGGAAAUGCGAGACGAUAGGAAAGUAGGAACGAAAAGCGAUACCGUCUGCGUGCAAGCGAGAUGAGCAGUAUCAUUAUCAAUCGAUAUCUACCGCUAUCAAUAUCCGUUUUUAUUUCAAUUCGCUAUUUCACACUGCCUUUAUCAGGACGUUGCGUACGCAGAGCGCGUGUACGAUGUCCCAGUCGCAUAAAGUUAUCUAUUAUCAGCAUUCGUUUGGUCUUGAACUUCUAAUAUCGCGGAGCAGCUCACCGACGAAUGGAUUCGAUCGAUGAAAAAUCGUAUUAUGAUCGACUUUAAAUCGACUUCAAAUUACGUCAACCAAUAACAAUUUAACAAAACAUCGAUGAUCUCCAAAACAUUUCUUCAUCCGUAAAUCUUUAGUUAUUUCGAAGAGACUUACGGAUUCAAUAUCAGUUUUGUAUUAUCAAUAUUUCAGGACUAAAGGAUUAAAACAAUGAUUAAAAUUAUUUUUAAUUUAAAUUUAAUCCUUUAAUAAUUUUAAAGGAUUAAAAGCAUUUUGCGAUUGAAAUUUCUUAUUUCUCAUUUUUUAUGUGAUUUUAUAACUGGGAUCUCUUAUUCGCGCCGGGAGAAUCUUGUCAAUUUACGGACUUCUCCUCGACAAUACGAGCUCUGUGCGUUGUCUUACUUGGGAUUUGGUGCAUGUUAGAUAAGUACGACUCACACGCCUCGAUUAUACAGUAUAUCGAAUAAAAAUUGAGAGACAAAUUACAGUGAUUUCUCAUUUUAGGGGACUUAUUUCAUUUAUAUCCGCAGUACGCAGAAUGUGCCUUUCGUUCGGAUCGCCACGAAAUGCCGUGCCUUUUCGAUCAUUUUCUCUAACGUAGCUACGAUAUUCACCAUCGCGUACAAAUCUCCACUAUUUUUACGACACAGUUAUUCCUCUCGAAUCUUUUUAAGACACAUCACCGAAUGGAAUAAAAUAGAAACGAGCGAGAAUCUUCAAUAAAUUUAUUUCCGACAGCUCUUCGCCCAUUAAACAAUUACCGAUAGCAAUUACGUAAACGUAUUAGAAAUUAUUCGAUUGACUAAUUUUUUAAUUAUCAAAGUCGCUUCGACAAUUACGUAUUAUUGUAUCUGAGGCGACAAAAUCUUCAUCACUAUUUUACGUUUGUAAACUAAACGGUUCUGGCGCAAGUUAAUUUAAUAAUAAUAAUUAAAAAAAAAACCUCGCGACCUUAGUAUUUUGAAAUGCGGUAUAUUUCUUUUGUAGAUUUGUAAACGAAGACAAGAAGGGUCAAAUAUAAAUCAAACGAUGUGAUCGACACUUCUACAAUAUUCAUAUAAUUUCUACAUAUAUUUUUCUUCCAGAGGCAGUAUUAUUUACAAAAAUGUUCCACCUUCUUGAAGUCAUUAAUUCAGUCUUGACACAAUAACUGUACAUGUACAUGAUCCUCCUCCAUCAUUAUAUUCCUUUAUUCGUCACAAUUACAUAUUUUCUUCUUUUUCAUGAAUGCAUACGUAUUUCUUUUUUUCGUUAUAUAUUAACAUAGAGUAAUAGCCGAAUUAUGCAAACUAUACGUUGAAUUAUUAAUUUCCUUCGUUUAUCAAAAACGAAAAGAUCAUCCGAUCGGAAAAAAAAUGAUUUCUCAUUUACAAUUUUUUUUGACAAGUUCUAUCGUGCUCCGCGUUAUCAAUAAUUUCCGAGCAAAAUUAAUAUCUGUAUCCGUUCUAAAGCGACUCGACCGUAAACAUUUUUAUAAAUCUCUGCGCAAUUUCUUUGAAUUCGUUCACAAUGUACGCGUAUCUUCAUUAUUUCCGUUCGCCCUCCGCUUUUCUCGACAAGAAUUAUCCACCUUCAACGUAAAGUAGAAAAAAA
Molecule: messenger RNA, 5537 nt
Organism: Temnothorax curvispinosus
Lineage: Eukaryota; Metazoa; Arthropoda; Insecta; Hymenoptera; Formicidae
Gene: Aplip1
Product: JNK-interacting protein 1
Exons: 8
Coding region: 159-1739 (526 amino acids)
Biological process (GO): regulation of JNK cascade
Cellular component (GO): cytoplasm
Molecular function (GO): protein binding
Source: RefSeq, a predicted model, not a curated record